AUGAAUGUCUUCUUCGAUGAAGAAAAACUCGAAAGAGGGGAACAACUUUCACUAGCACUUUCCCAAGCAAUUUCAGCCUCAGAUCUCUCGAUAAUCAUUUUGUCCGCCGACUAUGCUUCUUCCAAAUCAUGCUUAGCCGAACUCUCUGACAUCAUGCAUCGCAGGCGUACGCGACAACAUAUUGUUCUCCCCAUCUUUUACCAUGUUGAUCCCUCCGAUGUGCAAAAUCUAAGUGGGAGUUUCAAAACAUCCUUCGAUGACCAUGAAUCAAAUGGGCUGCGUCAAGUACAACAGUGGAAAAAGGACUUCGCCCAAGUCGGAUCAUUACCCGGAAUUCACAUAGAGGACGACAAACCUGAAACUGAUCACAUCAAGCAUAUUGUUGAAUAUGCUAUGCAAAAGUUGAUGAAGCAUCAAGUUUUCUUGAGCUUAGGUGAGGACACGCGCCUCAACUUCAGCAGUCAUCUUCUCAAAGCUUUGGAAUGCACGGGAAUAAAUGUCUUCUCCAACAAAGCAGAGAUUCAAUUCUCUCAAGCAAUUGCAGCCUCAAAUCUAUCGAUAAUUGUUUUAUCUAAAGACUAUGCUUCUUCGGAAUCAUGCUUGGCUCAACUCUCUGACAUCAUGGGGCGUAAGCGCACUCAAAAACAUAUUAUUAUUCCCAUCUUUUACCAUGUUGAUCCUUCUGAUGUGAGGAAUCUCGGUGGGAGUUUCAAAGCAUCCUUUGAUGAUCAUGAAUCAAAUGGGCUAUGUCAAGUGCAAAAAUGGAAGGAAGACUUUGUUGAAGUUGGUAAAUUAAAAGGGUGGCAUAUAGAGGGAGGCAAAUUCGAUAGGCCUGAUACUGAGUACAUUAAAGAUGUUGUUCGAUAUAUCUUAAAAAUGUUGGAUCGCAAAUCUAGAAGUAUUUCUGAUGAUUUGGUUGGAAUGGAUGAUCAGAAAGAAAUGAUUUUAAGGCUGAUUGAGCAAAAAGAUAGUCGUGUAUUAGGACUUUGGGGAAUGGGUGGUAUAGGCAAAACUACUCUUGCUGAUGUUGUUUAUAAUGAAAUCUCCUAUGAGUUUCAAAGUCGUUGCUUUCUUCAAAAUGUUAGAGAGGAAAUAGAAAAAAAGGGAUGA
This is a messenger RNA of Hibiscus syriacus, 1110 nucleotides long. Its product is annotated as disease resistance protein RPV1-like. The transcript has 3 exons. Bases 1 to 1110 code for a protein of 369 amino acids. Lineage: Eukaryota; Viridiplantae; Streptophyta; Magnoliopsida; Malvales; Malvaceae. Gene Ontology annotation, biological process: signal transduction; defense response. Gene Ontology annotation, molecular function: ADP binding. The record is from RefSeq and is a predicted model, not a curated record.